Sphaerodactylus townsendi is the source of this 1830-nucleotide messenger RNA. Its product is annotated as basic proline-rich protein-like. The annotation marks the transcript as partial. The transcript has 4 exons. The record is from RefSeq and is a predicted model, not a curated record. Lineage: Eukaryota; Metazoa; Chordata; Lepidosauria; Squamata; Sphaerodactylidae.
CCCCCCCCACCCCCCCCCCCCCCCACCCCCCCCCCCCCCCACCCCCCCCCCCCCCCACCCCCCCCCCCCCCCACCCCCCCCCCCCCCCACCCCCCCCCCCCCCCACCCCCCCCCCCCCCCACCCCCCCCCCCCCCCACCCCCCCCCCCCCCCACCCCCCCCCCCCCCCACCCCCCCCCCCCCCCACCCCCCCCCCCCCCCACCCCCCCCCCCCCCCACCCCCCCCCCCCCCCACCCCCCCCCCCCCCCACCCCCCCCCCCCCCCACCCCCCCCCCCCCCCACCCCCCCCCCCCCCCACCCCCCCCCCCCCCCACCCCCCCCCCCCCCCACCCCCCCCCCCCCCCACCCCCCCCCCCCCCCACCCCCCCCCCCCCCCACCCCCCCCCCCCCCCACCCCCCCCCCCCCCCACCCCCCCCCCCCCCCACCCCCCCCCCCCCCCACCCCCCCCCCCCCCCACCCCCCCCCCCCCCCACCCCCCCCCCCCCCCACCCCCCCCCCCCCCCACCCCCCCCCCCCCCCACCCCCCCCCCCCCCCACCCCCCCCCCCCCCCACCCCCCCCCCCCCCCACCCCCCCCCCCCCCCACCCCCCCCCCCCCCCACCCCCCCCCCCCCCCACCCCCCCCCCCCCCCACCCCCCCCCCCCCCCACCCCCCCCCCCCCCCACCCCCCCCCCCCCCCACCCCCCCCCCCCCCCACCCCCCCCCCCCCCCACCCCCCCCCCCCCCCACCCCCCCCCCCCCCCACCCCCCCCCCCCCCCACCCCCCCCCCCCCCCACCCCCCCCCCCCCCCACCCCCCCCCCCCCCCACCCCCCCCCCCCCCCACCCCCCCCCCCCCCCACCCCCCCCCCCCCCCACCCCCCCCCCCCCCCACCCCCCCCCCCCCCCACCCCCCCCCCCCCCCACCCCCCCCCCCCCCCACCCCCCCCCCCCCCCACCCCCCCCCCCCCCCACCCCCCCCCCCCCCCACCCCCCCCCCCCCCCACCCCCCCCCCCCCCCACCCCCCCCCCCCCCCACCCCCCCCCCCCCCCACCCCCCCCCCCCCCCACCCCCCCCCCCCCCCACCCCCCCCCCCCCCCACCCCCCCCCCCCCCCACCCCCCCCCCCCCCCACCCCCCCCCCCCCCCACCCCCCCCCCCCCCCACCCCCCCCCCCCCCCACCCCCCCCCCCCCCCACCCCCCCCCCCCCCCACCCCCCCCCCCCCCCACCCCCCCCCCCCCCCACCCCCCCCCCCCCCCACCCCCCCCCCCCCCCACCCCCCCCCCCCCCCACCCCCCCCCCCCCCCACCCCCCCCCCCCCCCACCCCCCCCCCCCCCCACCCCCCCCCCCCCCCACCCCCCCCCCCCCCCACCCCCCCCCCCCCCCACCCCCCCCCCCCCCCACCCCCCCCCCCCCCCACCCCCCCCCCCCCCCACCCCCCCCCCCCCCCACCCCCCCCCCCCCCCACCCCCCCCCCCCCCCACCCCCCCCCCCCCCCACCCCCCCCCCCCCCCACCCGUAUUUCUGAAAUUGGAGCUGGCAAUCUUUUUCAGAGCACAUUUUCAAGAUCCUACGAAAAAAGCAGCUGGUGGAAGGGAACUUCAAGAAAAAUCGAUGAAUGAGAGAAGCAUGGGGUUGCCAAAUUGGGGUUACGAAAUUCCUGGAGAUUUGGAGGGGGCGGGGUGUGGGCGCCAUUUUGCCCCGGGCGCCAUUUGCCUUCCCACACCUCUGCUACCAGGCCCACUGGUGCUUGGACGCAAUCUAAACCAUUUCACCAAGCACAAAGACAGCGGGAGCAUGAAAAUUGCCAGCCUUCAGGUGGAGCCCACAGAUCCCCCAGACUUAUAA